AAAGAAAUGAUAUUUUCGGAAAAAUUCAAUGGCUAAUUCAUUUUUUGACUUUGAUACACUAAACAAUGGGGAUAAUUUGCUUCCACCUGAUGAAGAUGACUGUUUAGAUAAUGAAGAAGAAUAUGAUGCUCUUAAUGAUGAGACAUUUGGAGGUCUUGAGGAUACUGCCAGUUUGGAUGACUGGGAACAGCAGCAUGAACAGUAUGCAGAAAUUGCUGAAAGUUCCAAACAGAGUGAGCAAAUAGAAAACUCCUUAUCACAAUUAGUUCUUGAUGAUGAACCUGAAGACCGUGUUUCGCUCUCAAGUUCUGUUUGGUCAUACACACCUUCCACCAAAAAUGGAGAUAUAUUUAACAGCUCUAUUUUGUCAUCGUUACAGAAAGCUUCAAAAGCAUUUAUUGAAUCCCACAGCGAUGCUCCCUCCUCAAACCAUGAUCUACCAUUACUACCGCCGACACCAAUAUUGCCUGCACAACCUAAAAAAAUUUGCACUGUCGAGGAAUUGGAAAAGAGCCUUAUUAACACAAGUAAAAACACAGUACCGAGCUCAACAGCUGCAAGUACUGUGUUGCUACCACCACAACCACAGCAGCAGCAAGUUCACAGACCAGUUCUACCUCUGCCCGGCCACCAUCAUCAGGGGCAUGGAUUUCAUCCGAUGCUGCAGCAUACCCUCCCAAACACGAGACUUCCACCACCCGGAUUGCCUCCGAUGAACAUCCCCCCUCCAGGCUUACGACCGUUAAAUCAUAUUCCGAUUUUACCACCCGGAAUCUUAAGGCCGAUGCCGCCACAUCCACAAUUCAUGCAAAACGGACCCCCAAGGCCACCUGGUUUCAUGUAUCCACCAGGUGCCAACCAGAAUCAAUAUCCUAUUGGCCAUCCGUUUCCGUUUCCCCCACCACUUGCUCGCGCUAUGACGAACCUGAAUCAGCAACAGCAACGCCUACUCCACAACAACAUCAACCAACAACACCACCAGCAGCCUCAUCAGCAAAUUCACCAUCAGUCUCUCCAACACCAGCAAAAAGAAAGAUCAAGACAUGAUAGUGGAAGCUAUAGACACCAUCAUCAGAGAGAACAAGAACCAAAGGACGAAUACGCUGGUCUUAUGACGAUGAGAGAAAAACAAUGGUUGUUAAAUAUUCAAAUGCUGCAGUUGAAUACCGGCACGCCAUAUUUUGAUGAUUACUAUUACACAAUCUUUAAGGAAAGGAAAUUAAAAGGUAACAACAAAGAAAAUUCUAACGAAAGAAACGUACAUCAUAAAAGGCAACACAGGAACAGUGAUAGGCAAGAAAAUGCAAAUACACUAACACCACGGGUCUAUACGCCUUUGCAAUUUGAAAAUUCGUUGGGCAAGUUACAGUGUGGGUCGGUCACGGCUCCUCGAAAAAUCAUUGACAUGGACAUUGUUACUCCGGACAAAGAAACUGACAGUCCUCAGGUACCGAGGGAUACAAGGAAGACGAAGCAGCUGUUGUUAGAACUAGAAGCAUUGUACGCGUUACUGCUUAAGGCGGAAGAUAUCAAUAAUCCUUUGUAUAUAAGCAAUAUGGAUAAGUUAAGAGAAAUGAAGCAGAAACAAAGAUUAAGAGAGUUGGAGUUAGCCCCCACGCCAGAACAAAAACGAGAAGUCCUAAGACUGUUUAAGUUAGAAAGUGAAAUUGUUUUAGAAAAUCAAUACGACUAUAUAGUAAAGAUUUUUCAAGGCUUUGUACAAGAAGAGAAGAUCUGUAGUUUCAUUAACAUUCGCAAAGGAAAGAUGCUGCUAUUAAGACUUUUACCGCAUCUGACAUUAGACAUGUUCCCAAGUCAACUGUUGGAGUUGUGGUGUAAAGUUUUGCUCAGUUUACCCAUCAUAGGAAGAAGAGACACCGCUGGUGACAACAUUUUACCGAAAUUGUACCCAUUUUUGAAAAGAUAUGUACAGUCUAGUAAUAUGUCAGACGUGUUAGAAAUAGCGACGGGACUAGUAGAAGUAGUCAGGCAGGAGUCCAAUAGAAGUACUCCCUUGAGCCACGUGGGCAAGUCUCCCUUAUAUUUUGUUUUAUUAAAUAAGUUCGGCGUUUCAGCUUUAGUAGUACUACUAAUCAGAGCUGAAUGUCUCCUAUCAUCAGACUCCGUAACGGAAAAGCAGCAGAACACGUGGUCCAACUUCUUGGUGAGUUGGGCUCAGCUCACAGAGUCAGUGAGUAAGAUUCCCGAACCCAUCGAUACCAUCCCCUCGCCAAUAUUUCACAAGCAUUGCAACAGAUUUAAAAUUUUAAAGACAGACAAGAGAAAAUUGUUAAAAAAAUAUUUUGUUGAUUGUAACUCUAAUGUAUAAAGUUAUAUAUCUAAGGAAAAGGUCCUAUCUACUUCCGUAUUAACUUGAAUGUGCAGGGUGUUCGAUAUAUUUUCUCUUAUUUUAUGUUCGGAACAGUUUAAGAGUAACACAUACUCUAUUAUUAGGUGGUACUAGGCACCCUUAGGCCUUGAAAAACAUUAAGAGUUAAGAUUAUAGAAUGUUUUUAUCUUUCUGAUAAAAACAUUUGCUCUUCCACUUCUAACCAAAAAUAUUGGGAGAUUUGUCAGUACAGUAAAUUUGUCCCAUUGAAUUGGUCAAUUAUUGACAUAUUUUUUGUGAUUUAUAAUUUUCAAGGUUUUUAAAAAAUGUUAAGAUUAUCUUCAUUACAAUAUAAAAUGAG
This is a messenger RNA of Diabrotica balteata, 2690 nucleotides long. NCBI's taxonomy places the organism in Eukaryota, Metazoa, Arthropoda, Insecta, Coleoptera, Chrysomelidae. The record is from the annotation of a GenBank genome assembly.